CGGCUGCAGCCAUAGCAGCAAGCUGGGACGGUGUAAACAAAGCGAUAAUAUUUAGCUAGCUUGGCUAGCUAGCUUCAUUGGUAGAAUCCUGUCCAAUACUUUAAAUAUGUUUUUACUGAACAAACAUAAUUAACGGAUUUCUUGUAUUUUUAUUGAUCCGAUUUUAUCUACAUUUGCCGAUUUUUUGGGAAUAUAACAAAAUGACAUGGUCGCUAUGUGUUUAGAUAGAUAAGGUUAUCUGGCAAAUAAAUCACAGCGAGAUGUGCUAGAUAAUUAGCCAGCGAGCUGCAUUACCAGGGGACUUUUCUAGCUAAGUUACCGAAUAACGGUAGCGUGGAUUAUUUACGUUGUCCUCAAACACGGAGUGCAUAAUGUAUAGUUCUGAAAUUAAACAUAUCUACUUUUAGCCUGUUGAUUAAUGAGUGUUUGGUUCUAGCUAACGGUUGCUAGCUAGCUAACAUCACUUAAGCUUUCUAGCUAGCUAACGGUUUCUGUAAUGUAGCCAUAGACUAUAUAUGCUUCCAGAAGGCGUUGACAAAUGUAUUCUUUUAAUGUUACUGUGUAACCUCGCCGUUUUUUUUAUUUAAGAAAAAUAAGCUUUUUUUUUUUUUUUUGCUUCUAGACUAUCUAGUUUAUGACUUAUGAAUUUAUUCUGCCAGUUAACUAACUCGGUAACGUUCGCUUGAUAGCAAGGCUAAAAUGCAUGGGGACAGAGUGGGAAUGUCAAAACCUGCUGGGAAGCAGAUAGUAUAACUUAGCUGGGUAGUUGCUUUGCCUAUGAUCAAUCUCCUAACAUAUGAGUUUGAAGUGCAAUGUUCAGCCUGAUGGCGAACUGCUGCAACUGGUUGAAACGUUGGCGAGAGCCUUCAAGGAAAGUAACUCUGGUGAUGGUGGGACUGGACAACGCAGGGAAAAGCGCCACAGUCAGAGGGAUUCAGGGAGAAAACCCAGAGGAUGUGGCCCCCACUGUUGGAUUUUCCAAGGUGGACCUGAAGCAGGGGAAGUUUGAGGUGACCAUCUUCGACCUGGGCGGGGGGAAAAAGAUCCGGGGCAUCUGGAAGAACUACUACUCCGAGUCGUACGGUGUGGUGUUUGUGGUGGACUCGAGCGACGUGCAGCGAAUCCAGGAGACCAAGGACAUCAUGGCCGAGGUCCUGCGCCACCCCCGCAUUGCCGGGAAGCCCGUGUUGGUGCUUGCCAACAAACAGGAUCAAGAUGGGGCAAUGCAUGAGGCUGACAUCAUCGAGUACCUGUCCCUGGAGAAACUUGUGAAUGAGAACAAAUGUCUCUGUCAAAUAGAGCCGUGCUCGGCUGUCCUUGGCUACGGGAAGAAGCUGGACAAGUCCAUUAAGAACGGGCUCAGCUGGCUGCUGAGCAACAUCGCCAAGGACUACGAAGCCCUCAACGAGCGUGUGCAGAAGGACACGGCGGAGCAGAGGGCUCAGGAGGAGCAGGACAAGAAAGAGCGCGCCGAGAGAGUGCGUCGGGUCCGAGAGGAGAGGGAGCAGAGGGAAAAAGAGGAGGCAGAGCGAGAGGGUAGGACCCUACAGGAGGAGGAGCCCGAUGAUGUCAACAUGGCCAACCCCUUCCAGCCAAUCAGCAAUGUCAUCACAGAGAAUGAGGACAAGUUGAAAAAGGAGAAGGAGAGGAAGAGGCAGAGAGAGGCACAGGAGGAGCAGAACAGCCCCACCCUCACACAGCAGCCACAAGAGGAAGAGGAGGAGGAGGAAGGAGAGGAGGAGAGCGAACGACAGACCCCAGAGAGCGCAGAGUCAGCAGACCAAGCCAAGAAGAAGACCAAGAAACUACGCCUGAAGAGAAAGCACAGAGUAGACCCCUUAAGAACAGAGGAGGUGGCCCAAGAGAGCCCCACCCCCCCACCACCUCCAAUUGGAUGGGCUACUCCCAAAGUUACUAGACUUCCCAAACUUGAGCCUCUUGGAGAUACAAGACGUUCUGAUUUCUAUGGCAAACCCCUCCCUCCCGUCUCAGUUAGGCAAAGACCUAAUAGUGACACUCAUGAUGUAAUUUCCUAAUCCUUCUGUGGCUGUCCCCUCCCCCCCACCACCACCAAAAAAAAAAAAAAAAAUCAUGUAUCUUUCAUUUUAUUUAUUUUCCCUUUCCAAGUACGUGGAGUAUAGAAGUUUACAAGAACAUUCUGCCCUGGAUUAGAAAACUGACACCCAACCAACACUAACUGCACGGACAGCGACCCAUUUCCAAGAGGACUAGGAUGGACCCUUGUCUCAACCCUGCUCUGGAGAAUUUAAUCUACCUUCAAACUGACAGUCUGAAGACUCAAGUUAGGAAAUGCGGACAAGAACAGUUCAGUGUUUCCUUACGUGCUUCAAGAGAACAUUGUUUGUCUUCUUUCAUUCUUCAGCAUCCAUUUGCUACUGGCUCUUAAUGGACUUCAAAACCCUUUGACAAAGAAACCUGCAAACUUAUUUUAAUUUUUUAAUAUAUUUUUUCUAUUGCUUAGUUAUCAGUAUUUGUACAGAGUUUGUAGGCUUUUUGUGGUCGCUGUUUUAUUCUUUGCUCAUUCCAUUUCCAAAGCCUUGUAUGACUUUCAGGCAAAUUCUUCAUUCUGCAUUUUUUAUGGGUAUCUUUUCCAUAAAAUAUUUUUUUUGAAAACCAAUAAUGAUCUUAAGAAAAGUUUAUGGAAAAUAAUGUUAAUAGGUAAUUUUCACUAAACUGCUACACCAAUCAGAUUUUCCAAGGUAUUUAAAGCCAUACUAUGCAGGAUUUUUAGCCUUGCUGUGGUCCUGUGUUUACAAUCAAAGAAGUCUCCUGCUGCAUCAUCAACCCUGCCCACUCAACUCCUUUGAGGGCAAGAAACAUCCUUGAACGCAGCAAGCGUAGCUGACUGGCUAGAGGUAAUGUUACUUGCAGGUCCAACAGAAAACACGCGAAAUUCACGUCCCUUUUUUCAUCCUCUUGGUGAACUUUCGUUGUGGCCAUCAAGAAAAAUCAAUUCCGGGGUUGACUAGUUUUUGAACCCUGUCAUUUUACUGUACUAGUAGCUAGCUACAAACGCUCCGCUGAAAUCUGUUACCACUCCACUUGCUCUGUAGUCUGUCACCCCUCCCCACACAAGAAAUAGCGUCAUUUUAGAAGAAGAAAAACAGGCAGAGGAGCAUGAAUUAGAUAUGACUGAGCAUGGUUACUUUAUAAUAUUUUCAAGGUAAAACUCCUGCAUAGUAUGCAUAUCCUUCAUAUACAAUGCACAUUUUAAAAAUAUGAAUGCGCAGUUGAAAUAUUGGGGAUAUUCUUUCAUUUCAACUACUCGAUGUGCCAUCAGUGCACCACGGGAACCGGAACAAUCAGACAGACUGAGGUGCAAGCAUUCAUAUCUACCAGUGAAAAAACAGGAAGAACUCCAACCCCAUCCGCCCCACCAGACCAUUGGUCUGAAAAUGUUUUUAUGACCUGGCAAUACUACCCGCACAUCAUGAUGCUAGCAUUGUUGACUGAAACGCAUUUUUAUUCCUCCUGGGGAAGUUGGAUAUUAGGACAGUAAACUUUGUUGAAUAUACGUAAGAUAAAAUGUACCACUAAACCUGCCGCUUAAAAAUGUUAAAAGCCCUGGGCUACAAUGUGGCCAAUGUGUUCACAAAAAAGGGAUUGCAGCUUUAUAGUUCCCUUUUAGGACGCCGCAACUAAUAGAAAUUAAGUGGGAAAUUAGUGGCACAUUCACAAAUGGUUAAGGUAUAUUUCUGCAGUUUGUACAUUGUUAAAUGGAUCGGUAUUAAGCCUAAUUUUACAUUUGUACGCUUGUAAGGCGUUAAAAAAGCAUAGUACAUAAAUGUCACACUUUUUGGAUAUCGUUACAUGUUUAUUGGAUUUGUAUACAGUCUUUUUUCUACCACGGGUUUGUUUCUUUAUUACUAUAACUAAAAUGCAUUGUACUCUGCUUUUUAAUCUCAUUAAAUACAUGCGUUAUUUUCCAAUCAAA
This is a messenger RNA of Anguilla rostrata (American eel), 3955 nucleotides long. It is a transcript of the gene arl13b, whose product is annotated as ADP-ribosylation factor-like 13b. The coding region runs from base 813 to 2036 and encodes 407 amino acids. The record is from RefSeq and is a predicted model, not a curated record. Gene Ontology annotation, biological process: non-motile cilium assembly; receptor localization to non-motile cilium. NCBI's taxonomy places the organism in Eukaryota, Metazoa, Chordata, Actinopteri, Anguilliformes, Anguillidae. Gene Ontology annotation, cellular component: ciliary membrane; motile cilium; non-motile cilium. The transcript has 10 exons. Gene Ontology annotation, molecular function: GTP binding; GTPase activity.